CUGUUUGGGUUGCUGUGUGUGUGGGUGAAAUUAGGGAGAAACAGCGCCUCAUCUCAUCAUCUCAAUCUGAAACCACAUCACAUCUUCUUCCUCCUUAAUCUUCAAUCCUCCUUCACAUCACUUCCUCCUCAAUCUUCAGAUACACAACAACAUAAAAGCAAAGAAAAGACAACAAGAACAGAAGCUAUGGAAGCUGAUUCCUCUUCCUCUUGGAGUGCUCGUUUAUCCUCUGCCUCUAAGCGCUACAACUUCGCUCUUCAAUCCCGAUCAGAUAUGUUCAUGGGUUUUGAUGAAAACGAUGGGGAUGAUGAUAUAAGGGAGGAGUUUCUGUGCCCAUUUUGUUCUGAGUAUUUUGAUAUUGUUGGAUUAUGCUGUCAUAUUGAUGAAGAGCAUCCCGUGGAGGCAAAAAAUGGGGUGUGUCCAGUUUGUGCAUCGAGGGUGGGGUUUGAUAUGGUUGCACACAUAACCCUACAGCAUGGAAGCAUACUUAAGAUGCAACGCAAGAGGAAAUCACGGAAAGGUGGAUCUUAUUCAACGCUAUCUUUAUUGAGGAAGGAGCUGCGAGAAGGAAAUUUGCAAUCCCUCUUUGGUGGGUCCUCGUGUAUAGUGUCCUCAUCUAAUGCAGCACCUGAUCCAUUAUUGUCAUCAUUUAUAUUGCCUGUAGCUGAUGAAUUUACCAGUUCUCAGCCUCACUUUCCAACUGAGACAAGGCAAUCCAAAAAAAGCUCAGAUGAGACUGUAUCAAAAAAAAAUGUGGAGACAUCUACCUUGUCAGUCAAGGAUAAGGAAGAAAGGGCAAAAAGAAGUGAGUUUGUUCAAGGGCUAUUGCUGUCCACCAUACUUGAUGACAACUUAUGAAGGAAAUCCAUCUCUGAUGACUGCUGGUUGCUGCAGUGGCGGGCUUUAAUUCACAGAUGUAAUGAAGUCACAAUGUACUUGAUCAGAAUGAAAUAAGAUGUGGAAAAUGAAUGUAAUUUAUGUUGUAUGUGAACUGAAAUUUUCAGUUCAAAUGUUUCAUCUUAUCCUUUAAUUUCAUAUCAUAAAGCUUGAAAACAGAUGAAGUUCCUGUCCUACUGUAAUUUAUAUUCGCUUUAGUUUAGUAAUAUUUUGUGACAUCACCGGAAAAGACGGGAUACCUCAACU
Messenger RNA from Gastrolobium bilobum, 1143 nucleotides. Its product is annotated as protein DEHYDRATION-INDUCED 19 homolog 3-like. Lineage: Eukaryota; Viridiplantae; Streptophyta; Magnoliopsida; Fabales; Fabaceae. The coding region runs from base 187 to 858 and encodes 223 amino acids. The transcript has 5 exons. The record is from RefSeq and is a predicted model, not a curated record.